This is a messenger RNA of Lodderomyces elongisporus, 1248 nucleotides long. RefSeq names its product Op4p (gene OP4). Bases 1 to 1248 code for a protein of 415 amino acids. The record is from RefSeq and is a predicted model, not a curated record. NCBI's taxonomy places the organism in Eukaryota, Fungi, Ascomycota, Pichiomycetes, Serinales, Debaryomycetaceae. The transcript has a single exon.
AUGAAGUUCUCACAAGCUACCCUUUGUGCUAUCUUAGCCUCAUCCACAUUCGUUUCCGCUGCUCCAGCUAUUGUCGCCGAACAAACCUUGGUCAAGAGAGCUGACGUUAACGACGUCUUGGCCAUCUUGAAGGAAAUCAAAACUCAACAAGCCAAGAGAGAAUAUCUUUCAGGUGAUGAAUUGAUUGCUCACGACAAGAGAGCUGACUCAGUUUUGGGUGACUUGAUCACUGCUUUGACCAACUCAGGUAUCAUUAGUGACAUUUGGACCACCUUGACCACCGACUCUGCCAUUUCUUCUUCAAUCAAGUCUAUUAUUCAAUCAGCUAUCCAAACUGCUGUUGUUCAAGGUCCAGCUUUGAUUGAAGCUAUCUGGAACUCGGGUUUGUUGGGAACUAUUUUCAACGAUUUCUUAAACGAUGCCGACUUGAGAAAUGCAUUCUUGAAUGUUGCCAAAUCCAUCUUUGGUACCGCCGUUAACUUGAUCACUUCAUGGUUGAGUGGUUCAUCCUCAUCCUCAACUGCUUCAACUGCUGCUGCCAAGAGAGAUGUUGUUAUUCCAGCUCCAAUGAGAAGAGACAUUGCCGAUGGUGAAUACUUGGACAAGAGAGACUUGGCCUCAAUUAUCUCAUUCAUUGUUACCGAGAUCAAGGACUCAGGUAUCGUUUCCUCAUUGGUCAACAAGGUCCUUGCUGACCCACAAGCUACCGUCAGUUUCUUGUCUUCAGCCUUUGAGACUGGUUUGGUUGUUGCCAAGGAUGUUUACUCAUGGGCCAAAUCAUCUGGUUUGUGGGACUCUGCUUUGUCAUACAUUGAAGCCAAUGCUGGUACAUGGGCCGGUGCCAUUGCUUCCUUCUUGGGUAACGCUUUGACCUCUGGUCAAGUUUCUGCUUCAGAGAUUGACAAUGCCUCUGGAUCAUCUUCAACUGGUACUUCCACCGUUUCUACCAGAUCUGUUUCUGCUGCCGCCGCUGCCGCUGCUGCUCCAGCCACAACUGCCACCACCAAGGCUGCUACUACAGUUGCUACAGUUGCUACUACAUCAGCUGCUGCCGCUGCUGCUGCUGCUGCUGCUGCAGGUGGAAGCAACACCAACGCAUUGAGCUCAUUGGUUGACAAGUAUGGUGCUGCUACUGCCACUGCUGCUGCUGCUCAAGUCAACACUGGUAGUUUGUCAUCCAACCUUAACCAAUUGGUUGCUGCUUCCAACUCUGCUGCUGCCUCUUUGAAAGUUAGAAGAAACUACUAA